Messenger RNA from Candoia aspera, 16784 nucleotides. RefSeq names its product one cut homeobox 2 (gene ONECUT2). NCBI's taxonomy places the organism in Eukaryota, Metazoa, Chordata, Lepidosauria, Squamata, Candoiidae. Gene Ontology annotation, biological process: regulation of transcription by RNA polymerase II. Gene Ontology annotation, cellular component: nucleus. The transcript has 2 exons. Gene Ontology annotation, molecular function: DNA-binding transcription factor activity, RNA polymerase II-specific; RNA polymerase II cis-regulatory region sequence-specific DNA binding. The record is from RefSeq and is a predicted model, not a curated record. Bases 343 to 1815 code for a protein of 490 amino acids.
ACAGCUCCCGCUCGCCCAGCAGAAGACGGAAGGGCAGGCGAGGGCUCGGACAUGGCGAGGAGGCAGCCGCGGCGCUGGCCAGGCUGAGGCGCGGCAAGGCCGGGGGCUUCCUCCCCCCCUCCACGGGUACAACUGAGAGGCCUUAGAGCGACCCCCCUCCCUGCGCGCCCCGGCCGUCACCCAGGAGGCGGCGAGAGCCUCGCUCGGUCGGCUGGAAAGGAGCCGCCGCCGCAGCAGCCGCCGCCACCGGAGCGCGCUCUCUCUCUGCCCCCGCCCAGCACACCCCUGGAGCAGCAGCAGCCGCCGCCGCCGCCGCCGCCGCCACCUCGCCCCAUGGACUGAAUGAAGGCUGCCUGCACCCCCUAUCGAUGCCUCACCAAAGAGCUGGAGAGCUGCGCCAUGAACCCAGAGCUGACAAUGGAGAGCCUGGGGCCCUUGCACGGGCCGGCCGGCCCUGAGCAGGAGUUGAUGGGCAGCCCCAGCCCGCACCACCACCCGCCGGGCAGGAGCGCCGGCCCGCUCCGGGUGCACCCGCCGCCGCCUGCUCCGCCAGGCCCGCCGCCUUCCCACCAGGAGCUGGCCUCCGCCUCCUCGCGCUCGGCCAUGGUGAGCAGCAUGGCUUCCUUGCUGGACGGGGCAGGGGACUACCGGCCGGAGCUCUCCAUCCCGCUGCACCACGCCAUGAGCAUGCCCUGCGACUCCUCGCCGCCCGGCCUGGGCAUGGCCAGCACCUACACCACGCUGACGCCGCUCCAGCCCCUGCCGCCCAUCUCCACCGUCUCGGACAAGUUCCACCACCCGCACGCCCACCACCAUCACCACCACCACCCGCACGCCCACCACCCGCACGCCCACCACCCCCACCAGCACCAGCGCCUCUCGGGCAACGUCAGCGGCAGCUUCACCCUGAUGCGCGACGAGCGGGGGCUCCCGGCCAUGAACAACCUCUACGGGCCCUACAAGGAGAUGCCCGGCAUGGGCCAGAGCCUCUCGCCGCUGGGCAACGGCCUGGGCUCGCUCCACAACCCCCAGCAGGGUCUUCACAACUACGGGCCGGCCGGCCCCGAGAAGAUGCUGAGCCCCAACUUCGAGGCCCACCCGGCCAUGCUGGCCCGGGGCGAGCAGCACCUCUCGAGGGGCCUGGCCACCCCGCCGGCCCCGAUGAUGGCUCACCUUAACGGGAUGCACCACCCCGGCGGCCACCCGCAGUCCCACGGGCCCGUCCUGGCCUCCAGCCGGGAGAGGCCGCCUUCCUCCUCGAGCGGGCAGGUCAGCAACUCGGGCCAGCUGGAGGAGAUCAACACCAAAGAAGUGGCGCAGAGAAUCACCGCCGAGCUGAAGCGCUACAGCAUCCCCCAGGCCAUCUUCGCCCAGCGGGUGCUGUGCCGUUCUCAGGGGACCCUUUCAGACCUUCUAAGGAACCCUAAACCUUGGAGUAAACUGAAAUCGGGCAGGGAGACCUUCCGCAGGAUGUGGAAAUGGCUGCAGGAACCCGAGUUCCAGAGGAUGUCAGCCUUAAGACUUGCGGCAUGCAAACGCAAAGAGCAAGAACCAAACAAAGACAGGAACAACUCCCAGAAGAAAUCUCGUCUGGUUUUCACUGAUCUCCAACGCAGAACACUUUUUGCCAUUUUCAAAGAGAACAAACGUCCAUCGAAAGAAAUGCAGAUCACCAUCUCCCAACAGCUGGGCUUGGAACUUACGACGGUCAGUAACUUCUUCAUGAAUGCUAGGAGGCGGAGUCUCGAGAAAUGGCAAGAUGAUCUGAGCACCGGGGGAUCCUCGGCAACCUCCAGCACUUGUACCAAAGCAUGAUCAAAGAACCGAAACUGAAUUGGGCACAACUCAACUAAUAUCUAUUUAAAAGGAAUGGAUUCUUAACGGGGCCCUUCACUGGUGAUUUGAAAGCACAAUUCUCCUAAACCGUAAUACUACUUUGCAACACAGGGCAUUUAAUUUAAUUUAAUUUAAUUUAAUUUAGAUGAGAAUUAGGCUUUGGGGGUUCUUUCUUUCUUUCUUUCUUUCUUUCUUUCUUUCUUUCUUUCUUUCUUUCUUUCUUAUCGUGCAGGUCAAGGGUAUAUUCAAGGCAGACUAAGCAUGUCAGAAACAGGAGGUGCUCUUUCAUGCCUUAGAUUAAUUCACAGACGGUGUGACAGAGCCAGGCAAAGUUCAUUAUCUCUGGGGCCACAGGGAGCAGCCAACAAAAUGGCACCUAAUUUAACAGAUUGCUCACUACAGAAAGUUCAAACGCAUCUGACCCCAUCCAUUUACUGAAUGCUUAGAUUCUCCACCCUGCUACACCAAAGCAAGCAAACACUAAAUAAACAAAUACUGAGCACAAAUGUUAACUAGACCUAAGAACACUGGGUUGUAUUUUAGAGACUCAGGCAAUGUUAUGCUGAAUAUUUUUCAGAAUAAUCCAACUUAGCCUAUUUGGCUUUUUCCUUAAAACGAAUUGUGUCUAAGAAGAAGGAUCAAGGAUCAGUAGAAUUUGGUUCCUUGAAGCCAAAUUAUCAAGCACAAAGACAAUAGAUGUAAACAGCUGUGGAUUCUUUGCCUGUUCUUGUAAGAUGUGCUCGGAGUUGGGGGGGGGUGUUAGUGAACAUGUUGGUUUCAAGCACACUUUUGCAGGUUUUCACAAUUUCUAUGUGUACAUAGUGCAGACUCACACUCAGGAAGCCCGUUUAGAUGCUACCACGCAAAGAGCAAAUGCAACAAAGAUCUAUUUUUUUUAAAGAAACCAUUAAUUUCAUCCAAGUACAUUAAGGAUACUUUUUUUUUUGCCACAUAAUUUCUGUAUUUCAGUUAGUUGGUGUUUAAGCAGGAAAAGAAGCAAAUGCCUUCAAGCUGUCACUUACCAUUGGCGCACUUACUUAAAAGGUGUUGUCCAAGUCUGUUCCAUGGAUGAAAAUCAUCUUCACCUACCACUUCAUGUCAGAGAAUGCAACACACCAAAGAUGCAGGUUACUGCAAACCAAAGACCAUCAUUUCUAUUCUCUAGCAUCAUUGCCAUUUUGUUGUUGUUGUCAGUUUUGCCAGAUCUUGCAUCCAUUCACCAACAACGUUGGUCAAACUAUGGCUCUUUCAGCUCACCUUCCCAGUGAGCCAAAAGAGAUUAGUUUCUCAAGUGAAGUAGCAAUGCUAACUUUUAAUCGCACUAGGGUACCAUGCUCACCUACCGAUACAUAAACACUAUCUUCCUCAUCAGAAUUCCUCUGGUCAUGCAAUGUGCACAUUUACCAGUGAAUAGCCCCUUUCCUUAGAACACCACUUGAGUGUUCACUAGCAAGCCAAAUGCUGUAAUGAUCCUUUAAAGACACUUGAGACUCUUUUAUGUACUACUUAAUCGAAACCAAAGAAACUUUUUCUGCACCUAUUUCUUCUGCAACAAACUGUUCCAUUUAAGGGGGAAAAUAAAAGAAAGAAAUGAAUAAUAAUUUAAAAACAAAACAAAACAAGGAAACAUGUCAGGAAAAAAAAACCAAUGAUAACACACUGUGUUUUGACAGACAUCUUGGGACAUUUUUAGGAAGCAGAGUUCAAAGAAAGGGUUGACAAGAAAGGAAAUGAAUGGAAAAGCCAACAGGAUUGCUGCUUCAUUUGACAACUCAGUAAUCUUAAAGUUGAAGAUUGUCUUUAAUUUGUGCCUAUGCAGUUUUUUCAAAAGAACAAGGAACAGAGCAACCGAGACCUCAACAGCUACAAUACCAAAGAAUGAGGAUUUCUUACAACUUUUAGUUCAGUUCAUUCUCUCCCCUCACACAGCUAAUAAUGCUUAUAGCACCAUUGAUCUGUGUGAAGGUAAAUGGUUUCUGUUUCUUUUGAGCAACAACAAACACACACACAAAAUGGAUGACUUUUAAAGUUCUUUUCUUAUUUUUUCCUACUUUCUGCUCCCACAUGGAAUCUUCUAAGGAUUCCAUGAGCUCCAAGUAUAAGGUGUUGGGAUACUAAGCUAGCCUCUAACCAAACCUGGUACAGGAGGGAAAAUCUCAUCAGUCAAUUGCUAAUUUUGAAUCAAUAGGGCUAUGUGAUUUGUAUGCUUUUUUAAAUGUUAAUCUAAGGGGUGGGGAUUGGAGGAAAAAGUGUUGUCAAUGUAGAAGGAAUUAUAUUUGUAUUCAUUGAUACAGGAAUAAUCUCGUUGUGUUAGAAAGAAGUUUAACAUCAUAUAAUCUAGCCAGUAAACAAUUAGUUCUCCAGGCAGUUUGACUUAGUAAUUCAAUACAAUUUAUAUACUAUUGAGACAUGAUGACCAUCCAGGUCUUUCUGCUAGAUCAGUGCUUCUCACCUAGAAAAUCAUGCCUCCCUUCUAAAGCUACUUCAGUUUAACCCUAUUUCCCCAUUCUACCCAUAUUUUUUUUACUUGUCUGCCUAGCACACCACUAUUAUAAGAUGUCAUUAUUGUUCCAUUUAGUUCCCAUCUCGCAGACCUCAGGAACUCAACCUACAGGAGUCAAGGAUGUUAGUCUUUACUGAUGCUAGUAACCCUAUAACCCUUGCUCUGAAAAUCCAGAAUCCUGACUGCUGUUUCUAACUCAUAAUAUGGAUCUGCUGAUGUGAUAUUUCCAUCACCCAGAACACACAAGAUUUUAUUAUAGUCAAUCUCAAGAAAAGUAGUUUUAACCUUUCUAUGGAGUUGAUUUCCUGAUCUGGUCUAUCUAGUGGGGCUGACAUCAAUCUUACAAGUCUGAUUCUGCUGUACCUCCUCCUCCUCCUUAUAAUCCAGUGAAUCAGGGAGGCAUCUGCCUGAGCCACUCCUGAAUGUUAUCUCAUUGUUCUAGACUUAAAAAAAAAAUGUUUCAGCCCCUUUUGCCUAGGUAACAGUUCCUGCAUAUUUAUGUCAAGGUCUUCUUGCUUACUCUCUACAGAUUCAGAGCCCUCAUAUCAAUACAGCAAACCAGAUAUAAGGUGCUCAGGAACAAAAAGGUGGAGUUUGCUUCUUAUUAUACAUGAUGUUUUGGAGCAAUAAAUUAAAAAAAACAACAGAACUUCCCAUUUCAACAACCUGCCCCUAAGAAACAACAUGAGAGAACUUAAGUUUUGUCUAACCUUAACCAUUUUGCUGAUAUUUGUCUGCAUAUGGGUAUGACAAAAAGAUGAUAUAAAUGAAUACAGUCACCAUUAAAUGUACAGUCCCCAAUUAAUUAAAUGUGGGUACCUACAGAGGUAGACCUGUGAGCCAUCCAUUCAUACAUGCGGUGCUGUUGAUUAGUUUAGUUUAGUUUAAUUUUUAUUUUAUUCUGUGCUUCUCAGAUUAUUAACAAUUCUCAGUUACAAGCUGAGGUCUGUACUUAGUCUUUAAGGGGCUUACCAGGGCAACACUCCCCAAAGUGGGUAGCCUCAACAAGCUGAGGUCUGUAUUUAGUCUUUAAGGGGCUUACCAGGGCAACACUCCCUAAAGUGGGUAGCCUCAAGACUAAACCCGUCCGAAAUGUCUGGAGCAGGGUUUUCUCAACUUUAGCAACUUGAAGAUGUUUGGACUACAACUCCCAGAAUUCCCUAGCCAGUUAUGUUGGCUGGGGAAUUCUGGGAGUUGAAGUCCAGACUUCUUAAAGUUGCUAAGGUUGAGAAACACUGAUCUGGAGCAAAGACUAAGUUAAGUUUAAUUAAACCUGAUUUGAAAAUGAAUAUCACUAAUUAGAAAAUGUUAAUAUGAUUACUCUCUAUGUAUUUCUUGUAGGAAAAAGGCCAUGUUAAUCUACAGGGACAAAAAAUCAGAAGUCUAGUAGCACCUUUUAAAACUAAAGUUAAUGCAGCUCUCCUCAUCAAAUGCAUAGAGUGCAACUGUAGAGUGGCUUUCUGUGUGUUUCAUAACUUCCCUUCUAUCGUGCUUCUAAUUAAAUUUUGGCAAAACCUUUUGGAGGACCUCUGGGGGCCUCUGGUUGUGCAUCACUCUCUUACUGAAAUGAAUGUGCUAUUUCAGUUCAAGAACCAGUUGCUCUUGUCCUUUUUCAAAGAUGAUUCUUUUCCUGCAAGGAAGGGUGAUAUACAUACAGUGUAUGUUCUCUGUUAAAUACUUGCUAGAAGGAAUAAUCAUAACUCUAUAGAAGGACUGCCUGGUUUCUUUUUAGCUUCAGGAAAUAUUUUGAUGUGUCUCUGUCUACUGAGUAAUGCCAGCCAUUCUGCUCAUAGAACCUGGUGCUUACAAGGAAUUCUUGAGAAUGGCUUAGGGAAAAUGCUCAUUUCCAGCCAGCCAAACCUAGAUGGUUUCACCCUUGCCCUGCAUCAGCCAUCCCCACACUCUCCAGGUGUGUUCAUCCCCAGGCAGCAUGAUCAUUGGCCACUUUCACUGGAAAUAAUGGAAGCUGUGAUCCCACACUCUGGAAGCACCCUAAAUUAGGAAGGCUGCUCUGCAUGAACUGCAAUUGUAGCCUGUACUCAACUCCUCCACCAUGCCUACAAGCUGCAGGGAAUCAUUAGCAGUGAUAAGCAUGUUAUUUUUCUUGGAUUGCUUGUUUCCCAUAAUAUACCUCUGAUAAAAGUUCUAAGGAAUCCAAGAAUUUUCUCCAGAAAGCAUUUUAAAAAUCACAGGUCUAGGAUCUACUGAUACUUUUGAGAUCUCAGUAGAUUUAGAUCUAAUGAUAUCCUUGAUAGCUUGACCUAAUGAUAUCCAGUUGUUAAUGAGUGGUUUUCAUUGUUAUCAUUAACAGCCUGAAUCAAUGCAUUGCAGGAUGGAGGCCUCUUCAUUGAAAGUUAUAGAUGGUAAACUACAAUGCUGGUUCAGUGUGGUACCUACCAACUUGCAUAUAUUUCAAAUUCCUUCUCUGUGAAUCAUUCCUCAUUUUCCUAUGUCUCGGUGAUGGUAAGAGGAGAAAUUUGUAAUAACAGCAGCAGCAGCAGCUCAGUCCUGUCCUUUGCCACCCUGUGGUCUAGCAGGAAGAAGCUGAGAUGAUUAGUCAAAGACAUAAACAUUUGUGGGGUUAAAAGAGGAGAAUUUGUCUCUUAACUCUGCUCCAAAAGACUCUUGCACUGGCAUUAAAAACAAUAGAGCAAAGGAGGAGUUCACCAUGACUCACAUUUUCCCAAUAUACAGUAUAUAACAUGGACAUCCUGUGCUGUCCACAAUGAGUUGACCCUGUGCUUGAGCCCAAUCUCCACAUAAAAAGAUACCAGAACAAAUCGAUCUGGACCUCUGAGAGAGGAGAUAGUCACUUCAGGCCUAAGCUUUUUAUGGAAAAAGGUAGAAAGCUAUCCAUGUUCUUCAGUUUGGGACUGAUUUUCAGUCUGGUAGCCGUAAUAAACUCUUGCUGUAAAAAAGAACUAUUUGAGAGGCCAACACAUUAUAGAUAGCAAGGGAGGAUAUAUUCUGCUGCUUCUAAAUGCUCGCAUGUGUUAAGUGCAUUAAAAAGACUUAAUAAAAAAUCUUACCCUUAGACAGGAAAUGAUUAUUUUGCGCAGCUAACCACUGAUUUUGUUCUCAUUAAUUCACUUCUCUUUAGAGGAGCACAGGGGCAAUUGCUCUGGGCCCCAUCCCAAAAAUGAUUCAGUGUUUGAAGUGAUCAGAUCAAUUAAUACUUUUAAUUCACUUCCAUGUUUUAAGAAGCACCUUUUUCAAAGAACAGUACAGUAUAUAGUCUUCAUACAAGGUACAUUAUUCAAAACAGUAGAGAGUAAGCCAGUCUGACUGAGAUUUCUUUAAACGUUCGAGGCAAGGUACAAGACAUUCAUAAUUUAUCAAAAGGCCAGACCUAUCUGUGAAAACAAAUAGGAUUUUAAGAUUACCAGAGCUUUGGUUUCCUUUAUUACUUCAGCUUUGUGUUAAAGCUAGGAUUGGUGGCAUGGAAGAUUUACAGUCUACACUGUAUGAAGGAAUGUAUAUUUUUAUGGGGAAUGCAUUUAUACUUAUUGUGCAUGAAUAUAUCUGCCAGUAAUCUUUACUCUAGAGCAGUGUUUUUCAACCUUGCUGGCUGGAGAAUUCUGGGAGUUGAAGUCCAUACAUAUUAAAGUUGCUGAGGUUGAGAGACACUGCUCUAGAGGAAUGGUGACUUCAUCUCUGAGCCAUCAAUUGUAAUGUUGGAGGAAAGAUAUAAUAAACCAUUACAGGACCUGAUUAGAACCUAAGGGCUGGGCUCUGUUUAUUCAGACAAGAAGCAUAUUCUGGUUUUAAUGAUACAUGAAAAGUGUUAAAAUCUGACAUCCCAUUGUAAUCACAGUUUAGACAGCUCCUUCUAAUCCACAUAGAGUCUUCUCUGGGACUUCCUGGUUAUCCAUUCUCUCUCUCCAUCCAUUACAGCAAAAUCUAAACAGCUUCUUCUGUCCCCAAUCUGGAAUUACUUUGUGUUGUCUUGCUCUGAUCAGAUGUUAUGCAGUAUGUUGUAGCUACCUUGUUGGUCAAUUUUAUGUAACUGUGGUUUUCCCAGGCAGCAACUCAGACAAUAGCCAAGUAUGAAUGGAAUUUUAGGAGAUGGUGAUUGCAUUUUAAGCAUGCUAUGUGUCUGCACCGGUUUAAGCAUCUGUCUGCUUGUCUUGAGUACUGCCUAUUUUAUAUGCUCUCUUUCUCAGAGGAAUUACAGUGUGAUAGUAUCCCAACAUCUCUUUUUACCUUUAUACUUGGAGUUAUUUUUCAUGGGCACAUCCAAGAUGAAUUCAACUUUCAAGAAACCUUGGAUAUUGUUUAAUCAUCUGUGGAGGAACAAAGAAUGUGCUUGAUUACUUCGGUUGAAUAGCUUUAUUCUCGAUCUCUCUUAACUAAAGCUAAAUCCAAAGACCUAUGAAGGACAAAAACCAGCAAAAUGUAAAGCUCAGACCGACUUUUGGGAAUAGCAACCUCCUUUUCUUUUUUCUUUUCUUUUUUUAACCCAAAACCAAACCAACAAACAAGCAAAAAGACAAGAUGUAGAAAUGACAUAGCAAUGGGGGAACAAAAAAUCUGCAGCUUCUUUCUUGCUUGUCAGCAUAUUUAAAUAUUUUGUGGUCUUUAUAGACGAUGCUUGGCCUAAUCUAUAUUUAUUAUGGAAAUUAUUUUUCUUUGUUAUUCUUUAAAUGUUUUUCCGGUUCACUUCAAAGCCUUUACUUCUGUCCUGAUAAGUUUGGGCUAUAACCCAUUGUAUUGUUGAUCAGUUCUGAGAUUUAUUCUAAUUAGAUGGGGAUCCAGAUCUGAAGCCUUAGCUCUAGUUAAGCGUUCAUUCCAUAGAAGAUCCUGUGGUGCAAACCAAGUCUAUAUACCAUCUUGUACUGUAAAUAGGAGUUUAGCUGGAGCUAAAGCCGCAGAAGACUGGGUCUAAUUGGUUGAUUUUGGUGAUUAUUUUGAUGACAUUCUUGUUUAUUGUAGUUGAAAUUCACCUGGAUUUGCUCCUGAGCAUGUGCCAUUGAAAUUAAUGGAUGUCGCUCUUAUAUUUCAAUGGGGUGUGUUCAUGGGCAUCUCUCAGGAUUCUGCCUUUUAUUUCCUAGAGUUAAUUUUUGCUUAUUUAAUGAAACUAGAAUUGUAGUGCAUCUUAAAUGCAAAUCUAAAGUUAGCUCAGAAAUUUUAUUUGGGGGCAGUGGGGAAUAUUGGUAAAGUUUCCAGAUUCUGUUACAGUUUCAGGUUACCAAAAUAAUAACAAUAACAACAAUAACAAUAACGAUAAUAAAGUUACUAAGGAAAAAAUUAAAAUCUCCCAUAUCCCUCUCCCCAAACUGAGGUAUGUUUUAUGUAUUUUAAUCAGUAUCAAUGGUUUAUAAAAUAAUCAACCCUUAAGUUAUUUAAAUUAAUUCCUCUUUUUCAUCUCACUUAAAAGAUAAAAGAAAAAAUAGUGAGGUAUACCUUUUAAUUAUUAUUAUGGCACAUAAAUGCCUUCAUAAUAUAACUUAUUUAUUUAACUUAUUCAGCAUCUACUAAAGGUGCCCUUGUAUAGUUUAUAUUUUAUUUUUUUUAAUAAAUCAAUUUAAAGCACUACAGUUUAUUUGCUAUCAGAACAACAGAAUUAUUAUUCCUUCUUCUUUUUUUUCCUUUUUUGGACAAGCAAGGAAUAUUUUGUCUAAAACUAUACAUUCAGGAACAACAGGGGAUUAAAAAAACCAAAACACUAUAACACUUUGCCUGAACUUUGUGGCUUUUUAAAAACCUAAGCUGGGGGAAAAUAUAAAAUAACAACAAGCAAAAAAGUAGAUAAAUUUAAAAAGAGAGAAACCCUUAAAGUAGCUGCUUCCAAGAAUGAACUUUGUGUGUGUGUGUGUAAAACAAACAAACAAAAAAAAAGAUUUAAAAAAACAGGAAAAAAGGAAAAAAAACUUUCUAUUUCUAGUGAGAACCAAAGAGGCUACCUCACUGACUUUUUCCAUUUGUAAUUUUAAUCGUGUUGAUGAUACCAAAGAUACCAAAGAUUUCUUUCUCUGUGCGGUCUGCAUUUUGCUUGUGCUCUUUAUAGUUUUAAUGUUUUCUCUUUUACAUCCAGUAUGUACAGCUGCAACUCAGUUACCCACCCAGCCAAGAGACAACGUUAGAGGGACCUGCUAAUUCUGAAGGAGUUGGUUUUUUUGUAUUUAUCUUGGUCACUGCCUUUCCCACCCCUGUGUCCCUCCCUUUCUGCCUCAAAAGGGAACUCUACCAGCUUGAUCUUAAGCACAGUCUUCAAGAAGAGAGAUUCAGGUUUCCAUGUGCAGAGCUUCACUUUGAUGCUCACCUAUCCACCUAGGAUUGGAUAAAUAGGAAUGUGCAUGCCUUUCAGGAGCAGCCUAAAUGGGACAGAUGAGGAUAUGAAUCCCUUUGUGCAAUCACUAAUUGAUAUUUAAGGUUAGCUACUGUACUUUUGGCUAAAUCUGGGUGGGGGUAUUGGCUGGGAUUCCAAAAACUAUGAAGUAAUUCAGAAAGGCCCUCAACUCUCAUCAUACAGAACUGUAGUCAGGUCAGACUACAGAUUAAUGAACUGCCUGCUAGAUGGAUCAAGGAUCUGUCUGUAUAAACCUCAUGUAACUUCUUAGACCAGCUCCCUCUGAAGAGUACUCACCCAGGUCCUACAGCUCAAACCACUUUUGAAGCUCAGUUGCAAAAGCAGUUUGUGAUGGGUCCUACAGGAACAUCUGCUGUUCACAGAGAAAAGAGUGCAAAAUCCUAUUUGGUGAGCCAUAAGUAGAUUUUUGGAUCCCAGCCAUCGGCCCCAUCCAGUGGACAGGAGGCACAACUGGGACUUCCUUCUGCAUUAUGUGGAAUUAAAUGAACUUAUUUUAAUGGAACUGACAUUAGCUUGAGAGAUGCCAUCCAGAAAGAUCUCCUAGUGCUUAAGACUAUGGUCCAAAGUUCCUAUAUCUAAGUUUAAGAUUUACUGAAAUCAGUGCAGUUUCAAGGUAGAUAUAAUUAGGAUUUUAAAAAAAAGAAAGAAAGAAAGGUCAGACAGGCUUAAUCUUGCCAAUAAGCAGAUGUAGGCAACCUGUGCCCUUCAGAUAGGUUCAGCUCCCACUCCAAUAAGUCCAAACUGUACAACCAAGAAUGGGGGCUAAGUAUGUUUAAGACCGUACCUUUACUUAGAAGUAAAUAGAAUUAACAUCAGACAUAAUUCAGAAUAUUCAAGGCUAGAUAACUGGGCUGUGUCUUGUUUCAAUUUGUUCAAAGUGCUUCUAUGUUUCUCUGCUCUGCUCUCAGCCCAUCUGAAAGUGAAGUUUAAGAUAUAAAAUUCUAGCACAAGCCCAUUUCCUCUUUCAUUUUGAUGGAAAAGAAAGCUGCCCAAGAGGUCUGUUCAAAUGCAUGGGGUGGUUGACAGCACUGGAAUGAAGAGGGAAGUUCCAGCUGGCCAUAGAUUUGCUCAUAGAAUGCACACUGCAGUUUUUGGUCCAAUACUUUUUUUUCUGCCAGCUGUUAAAUUGAUAAACAAAUCCUGUUGGAGGUUUCUGGGAGAUUUCACCCAAGGUUCAUGAACCCACACAGGUGCACACACAUGCAUACACACACACACACACAUAUAUAUACUGUACAUGCAUACGCAUACACUUAAAAAUACAGUAUGGCUGCUGCUGUCUUAGAUGAGAAGUAUAUUAAUCUUCUCCUGGGACAAUCUACCAAAAUGAGAUUGCUCCUCCCUUCAUCUCUUUUAUGUGGGAUUUUGAGAGCAUCUCAUGUGCUUAAUGUGGUGAGAAGCAAGAUACUGGAAAACAGGGGACUCAUGGCUAAUCCCACAAGAUCUUCUAGAUGUAUUCCAAACUGGAUAAAAUGAAAUGUAAUACUACCAUAUUAAUUACACCGAAUCAGUGAUGAAGUUUUGUUAAAAAUGAACAACAAAAAACCAACCACAAAUUAGAUCAAUUGACCUCUUUCAACCUUCUGUUAUUUAUUUGUAAAGUUAUAGUCUUGGGGUUUAGAUUAUAAUAAUAAUAAUGCAGCACUGAAGCAAACAGGAGUAAAGCUACUGAAACAAUAUAACAUACUGAAUAUGCAAAAAAACCAUAAAGUACACCAAAAAAAAUCUCUUUUUUAAAAAAUCAGGGACUUCUUCAAUUAUGGCCAGCUAAUUGUUCAAAAGGCCUUGUGAAACAAAAGUAAUUUUUUUGCAAAUCUCAUCCACGUAUCUCACCCAUGUAUCUGAUCACCAUAAAGGAGUGAAGGUCUAUUGACCACAAUUUGGACUUCCAACAAAAGCAUUUAAAAUGGGAACUUUAAUGGAAGUUUCACUCCCAGGGCUGGUAAGAGAGAGGAGAUAUUAAUUGGGAAACAUUUUUAGCCAAUUUCAGGAUAAAGAUGGAGCCAUGUCAUUGGAGUAGGCAGGGCAGAAGUAGCAAGCCUAUUUUAGUGAGUUUUUAUAGAAGAAUUUUCAUAUAAGAGACUUGUUAAGUGUAUUGAAAAGCAAACACAGUUAUUUGAUGGCUUAUUUUGCUUUUAAACCAAAAUCCACAAUGCUGUCAUUUAGUAGUUUGCAACUGAAUCUCAGCAGCACAAUCAUGGGGGAGACCUAGUGUUCCAUUUGUAGGUGAAGGACCACAAGUUGCCUAUUAUUGCUGUAUGCAUUCUAUAGCUUCCAACCUACAUUGCUAGGAACUUCUUGUUUGCUUUUUUGAACAACGUUAGGAAAUAACAUGUUUAGCACUAUGGCAACUUCGACCCUUGUAAAGCCCAUGCAACAACACAUUCAGCUUUUUCUAACUCCACCCUACCUUGUUUCAUCCAGCAGGUAAAAGAACCCUGAAAGAUGAGACAACUUUGCCCAAUCUCUAGCUUUUGAAUGAUUUCCUCACGGACCAAUGUGGCUACCUAUAAUUUUAAUAGCAAAAGUGAUACUAGGGUGUGAUUCAGGAUAGCAAAAUAUAAAAUGCCUAUGGGCAAACUGAAAGGUGGUAAUUCUCUCCCACCUUUUUUUUUUCCAACAAGGUGUUAACAGUUAGAGCAUGACCUUUUUAUUCCCAUACUAAGCAUGCCCUUCAUCAACACAAUAAAAGCCCACCUUUCAACAAUUCAUUUUUGCCUUUAUGCAUCCUUCCCUCUAAAUAACAUCUUCCUCCUUUCUUGGAUCCUACUGUGUAUAUUUUAUGGCAAUAUGCCUUCAACAUAGAGCUAUAAUGAUUCUCAGGAUGCCUUCCAUGGGUGGAAGGCAAUGCUAGAUCUUUGCAUUAAACCUCCCAGCUUCCACUCCCUCCUCUCCCACACGCUUCCCACUCUUCGAGGGAAUGUCCAGGAAGGGCCAAACGCCCAAAUACAAGAAAAACAUCAAAAUUAGCAGGACUUUUUGACGGCAAUUGCGUUUUCUAUCAGACCCAUGCUUCAUGUACAAAGUGUGAGUUUACCACAGGACGAGUGCCUUGCUUGAACCAAAGCAACGAUUUUGCCAGUCUAGACCUCUCUGUAAUUUUUUUAAAAUUCUUCCUGUGAAUACCUCAGCGUCAACUGGGCCGCCAUGUUGAAACUGGUGGUCUUAUUGUACUGUGGUGCUUUGCGAUGCAACCCUGCAAAGAACAUGAUUUGUAAUAAUAAUACCAAAGGUCCUUUUUCUCUUUUCUCUCUCCUUUCUCUCUUCAUGGUUCCAAAGCUUUAAAAUAUAAACCUGGGCAUGUUGGCAACGCAGACCGCUGAAUUCCUUACCGAAUUUUCUCAGAUAUACCUCAUAGAUAAUAGUGUUUAGAGUAAUGUUAUUAUAGCGUAUGUAAUAAAUUAUUCACUUGUUUCAUUUUGGUAACUGUGAUUUAAAAGAAAUUUUAAAAAAGCUUUAUACGUUUUAGGUUGUGCUUUUGUAAUAGACAGGAAAAAAAAAUGGUGCGCUUAAAGGUGUAUGUAAGUCUUCUUCCUUUUGGAUGUUUUAUUUAUUCCGGAUUGGGAAAAGUUGCAGAAUGAGCCCAAAGUUUACAGUUUUCAUAUUUUGCUGAAGAAACAAUCUGUGUUAAUUUGCUCUGUUGGAAAAAAAAAAAGAAGUAUGAUUAUUUUCUACAUUUGUGCUACUUGGUCUGAACAAUUAAUUGUUCUGUGUUUAACAGUGUAGUAUUAUAAUUAGCAACUCCUAUGAUUUCAGUGCUAUCAUUUUGAUGCAUGAAGCAAAAGAAAAACUUAGCAGUGUAAUGCAUUGUGGGUCUUAAUAGCAACUUUUUUUUUCAUUUGGAAAUACAGUAGAUGUUUCCUUUUCAUUUAAUGAAAUUUUAUUUAUGCAUGAAGCCUGUUAUCCGUUAGCGGUUGUGGAGCAGUUUUGUGUAUACAUGCAUUUAGGCUGUGAAAAUGUGCACAGUUCUGUCUCAUAAAGUUGAAAUAGCGGUUUGCAUACAGAAGGCAUUUCCAUUUGAAUAUGCAUUUGGACCAGGGCACAUUUCAGAAAUAAACAUAUGUCCAGUACAAAUUGAAUUUGACUUACAAUAUUGGAAAUUAAUAUGAACAAAUAAAAUUAGCCAAGAGCUCCCUUGUUUCUAAGACAAACAGUGUUUAUGUGUGGUAGUUUGAAAAGUCACCUUUUACUGGAAAUGUGAGUGAGCUGUGCAUUUUUUCUAACACAAAAGGAGUUCCUUUGGCUUUAUGGUAUAUAAUAACAAUAAUAAUAAUAAAUAGCAAUAUAGGUCAUAUUGUUGCAAAUUUAUACAGUGAUGGUGAGAACUGGCAGCGUUUUCCAGCAUUUGCAGUGAUUGACUGACCAUGUUCAUGUGUUAGAGCUAUGCUGCUUUUGGGCAUGGAAGCAUUGUAGAAGACAGUCAACAUUUGGCAUGAACGAAACCCCACCAGAAUUAGCAGGUUGUCAUGUUGUCUGCUGUGACUGGCAACAGACUGUUCUGAUAGUUCAUUCUAAACACACACACACACACACACACAAACAACCCAGCACAGUUUUAAUGGUUGUUCAUCUACCUUGCCUAUGCAACUGGAUCUUAGUUCUCAAGCAUGUUUGAAGGGUGUUUGUUAAAUGUUCCAUCUUACUUUCCCCCUCCCCCCAAAAGAAGUCUUUUUUUUAGACCUUUGCCAACAAUGUACAGUAUCUAGGCCUAUAAAUUGAGAUUUAGCUAUCUGUUGGGGGCAGUGAAGAAUAAUGAAGAGUACUAUAUUUAUCUGGUGAGCCUUUGUUGACCUGAGUUCUUCAUGCAAAAGCAGAAAGUUCCAAGGGGUUUCUGGUGAGCCAAUCCACUGUUUAUGGAGUGAAGCACCAGGAUGGCCUAAUCAUGUAGAUGGGAUAGGCUGCUCCCAAGGACCAUCCAGUUAGAAAAAUUAUUUUGGACACUCUUGUGCAAACUGAGAGUGCACGUCAAAAUGCUUGGGACUUAACAGGAGUUGCAGGGCACAUUCAUGGUUUAUGAAGGAGGCCUUGAGUGUAUACCUGCAUCAAACUGCCUAACAUACUAAGGCACAACACUUAAACCAGCCUGGAUGAUUACAAACCUAGUCUAAAGCAGAAUUUGCAAAGCAUAUGGAUUGUCCUUUAUAUCUGGGCUCUCACCAAUACAAAUUGCAAAUUUGGGCUCUCACUGAUACAAAUUGCAAACUUUCUUCCUAAAACCUACUUAUUCAAUUGCACCAUAAAGCCAAAAAAACUGCUAAGUACACUUUACUUUGUCUAGGAGGGUGCAACUUAGGAAUAGGGCUGUGUGGAAAACGGCAAUCUGCUAUACAAAACAGUGUCCAGCCUGAACAUCAGUAGCGUGUUUAUAUGUCUUUUGUCAUUAAAAAUAUACUGGACGUGUGCUUACAUUAGUGCAAAGGAGCAUAUUUUUUAUUUGGCCUUAUAAUAGUAGAUUGUGAUAAACAAAACUUUGUACUAUGGUCUGUUUAUUUUUGUUUUCCUAUUUAUCUGCCAAAGAUGGUAAUGGAUACAAGGAUUUUAAAUAGGUUUUUUGUAAGACAGUUAAUGAUUGUAAUAGUGUUAAAACUUCCCAAAAGCUUUAUAUGUUCUUCCGCAAUAAGCAAACCAAAUAUUUCUUUCAAGAAAAUUCCAGUUAUACUGAAAACAGAUUCACAAACCAUAAUUCUUAACCAAAAUGCAGUUGUUGUAAUGUUUGCAUAAUCUUCAAAUGCAUUUUUAUUCUUUCAAUCCAAAGGAAAUAAGGGGUAUGAAAAAAACAGCCAAACCUGCAGCUGUUGAAGCAAAGAGCGGGUGGCCCAGCUUACUAUGUUUUGCCAAGAAUACUUGUAAUUUAAGGUAUAUUUUAUAAUGCCAUUAUAUGUCUUGGGGUUUCUGUUUUUGUUUCUGUUUUGCUAUUUCUGUUUUUUAUUUUUUAAUUUUGUGAAGGUGAUAUGUUAAAUCGAGUGUUCCAAACAAAUAAAGUAGCUACAGAAUGAAUGUUAUUUUAUUAUUAAAUGGUUUUUACUCAAUUAUUUGUGCCAACAGACAUCCUUUACCUUAAUAACAAAUUACUGUAUAUGUGUCAAAGUCUUAAUUUAUAGUUCUUGAUGUGAAAAAUAAAGAGAAAAACACGUA